AUGGAAGAUGAGGGAGAGGAAUUUGAAACUAGCAACCAACAAUCAAAUGAUGGGAGUACUUCAGAUGUAGAUUUCAACCUAACUUUUGGCAAUAUUGAUCAUAAAGAAGCAGUUGCUAAUUCUAGCAUUGGUAAAGAAGAGGAUGACAAUCCAAAUCAUGAAGAGAGACAAUCAAAAACAGUUGUUCUUGAGCAUGCUAUCCAAAUCAAUGAUAAUGAGAGACAAAAGCCUGUUAUCAUCAGUGGAUUAGGAUGGUCGACAUUGAAGAUUCCUCCACCUAUGUUCAAAGUUGACAAAGAAGCUUACAUCCACAAGAUUGUCUCCAUUGGUCCAUUUCAUCAUAAUGAACCAAGUCUAAGAGCCAUGCAAACUCAAAAACGGCAAUUUCUCGAUCGCCUAGUUCAAAACCAAAUAGGGCAACUUAUCCAUGAAGAAAGUCUCAAAAAUGCCAUGAGAGAAUUGGAAGAAAAGACCAAAAAAUUCUAUGUAGAUGACUUUCAGACUAUAGAACGAGAUGAAUUUGUGCAGAUGAUGCUUCUUGACGGUUGCUUCAUUGUAGAACUCUUGCGUUUCUAUGAGAAAAAUCGUGAAGGGGAGCCCCUUUUCAAAACACGUUGGAUGCAAACAAAUAUCUCUCGUGAUUUACUUUUGCUUGAGAACCAACUCCCUAUGUUUGUGCUACAGAAGAUUUUUGAACUUACUCCCAGCUUGACGGGGGAGGCAACUCUGAAUACGCUUGCUCUCAAGUUUUUUGAACCCUUGAGACCUGGGAAGGAGAAAUUUGAAGAAGGGACAUUGAACAAGCAUGCGAAUAGUGAGUAUAUACAUCUAUUAGCUUUGUUUCACUCUACCUUAAUUUCAGGGGAUAAAACAUACCCACAACAGCUUGCAAAGAGUGAAAAGGAAAAAACACAUCUUAGGCUUCCUGGGAAAGGUUGGGUGCAUAAUGCCAAAACACUUAGCUAUGCUGGUAUUAAGUUCCAAGAAAAAUCUGGUGGCAUUCUCGACAUAUAG
Molecule: messenger RNA, 1014 nt
Organism: Carya illinoinensis
Lineage: Eukaryota; Viridiplantae; Streptophyta; Magnoliopsida; Fagales; Juglandaceae
Product: UPF0481 protein At3g47200-like
Exons: 2
Coding region: 1-1014 (337 amino acids)
Source: RefSeq, a predicted model, not a curated record